GUGAUUGUCGCAGCUGGAAGUUGGCGUUGAGUCAGAGUCUCUGGGGUAAAUGGUCGGAGUCACAGUCCGGACUCUCCCGGGAUUAUAUAACCUCAUUCAGGCCGAGUAGCUGCCGCUGCUGCUCUCCGGGUCUUCUCGGAACCGACGGACCAAGGCGCCGCAGAGAUGAGUGAAAAGGAGGAGAAAAGCCCCGAUGACGUCAAGUACUUCAGACUGUCAGAGAUCGAGGCUCAGAACUCGUUCAAGUCCACUUGGAUCAUCAUCCACAACAAAGUCUACGAUGUGACCAAGUUUCUGGAUGAGCAUCCAGGGGGUGAGGAGGUGCUGAGGGAGCAGGCAGGAGGAAACGCCACUGAGAGCUUCGAGGACGUGGGCCACUCCACGGACGCCAGGGAGAUGGCCUCCAGCAUGGUGAUCGGGGAGCUGCACCCGGACGACCGGCACAAGAUCUCCAAACCUGUGCUGGUGGUCCAACCUGAUCAUCCCCGCUUUGGCAGCCGCCAUCGUGACUAUGAUGUACCGCAUCUACACUACAGGGAGCGAGUGACAUCAUGGUUGUUGUCAUCAGGUCGCUGUGAUGUCAGAGUCGGCGGUGUUCGCUGCCGUGGCUCCUGCCAGCGCAGAGCGAUGGUUCUAGAUCAGACCAACGGCAUGAUCUUCAACAUUCCCUCAGUGUCUCCUAGAAGCAGCAGCUCUACGCUCCUUCUCCACGACAGCCUUGAAUUAACCAAAUUUAACCAACCAAUCACAUGACAUUAUUGUAAAGUCCUAAAUGUCCAGAUGUUCAUCAGAAACCUCUUGAUCUGAAAUCUUGCAGAAAUGCAGUGGAUGUAUAAUUUGGGUAUUUUUAUAUCUUCAUAACUGAAUGUAAUUUCCUUCUUCUGAGUCAGCAGCUAACAGCGGUCACUCUGCAGUGAGUCCAGUUUGUCCACAUCGGUGCUGCAGAGCAGAACCUGAGGUGUCCACAUGAAGGGAAACCUCCACCUGCAGCUUGGACACCCAGAACCUUCUGACCAGUUUCUGCUUCCUCUGUGAAGAGAUCUGCACUAAAUAAAUCAUUUAAACACAA
This is a messenger RNA of Girardinichthys multiradiatus, 1069 nucleotides long. RefSeq names its product cytochrome b5 (gene cyb5a). The record is from RefSeq and is a predicted model, not a curated record. Bases 166 to 753 code for a protein of 195 amino acids. The transcript has 4 exons. Gene Ontology annotation, molecular function: heme binding. Gene Ontology annotation, cellular component: intracellular membrane-bounded organelle; membrane. Lineage: Eukaryota; Metazoa; Chordata; Actinopteri; Cyprinodontiformes; Goodeidae.